UUUCCAAUGAGUUGUUGUAUCAAGACCGAUAAAUUAUAAUUGAACAAUUCUAAUUGCGCUUCGUACACUGUAACUGUGACCACGAAAAUGUGUUGGGGAAACUUAUCUUCGUACAAGCAAGAUAGUAUCUGGUCGUGGUUUAUUUGUUUCUGUACGACGAUAUGCAUGAUCCUUUCAGUUGGAUUCACGUUCGCUCUUGGCGUUCUCUUUCCAGUUUUGAUGAAUUAUUUUGACGAAAACCGUGAGAAAACGGCAUGGGUUUCGUCGAUAAUAAUAGGCGUAUUUUGCUUUCUUGGUCCUGUUUCGAGUGCAAUCCUAAACAGAUUUGGUGUUCGUGUCACAACCAUUUUGGGUUGUUUGUCGUGUGCCGUUGGCCUUGCAUUGGGUUCAUUUGCUCCAAACAUCAUCACCCUCUACGUUGCCUUCAGUUUGCCAUUUUCUAUUGGGGUAUCGGCUAUUUACGUGGUUUCGCCAAUUAUUGUGUUUCAAUACUUCACCAAGAAACGGUCCUUUGCUCUUGGAAUUGUGACCGCUGGGCAAGGAAUUGGAACGAUGAUUCUUGGACCAGCUCUUCAAGCGUUAGUUGAUUUGUUUGGUUGGAAGAACUCUUUCCGUUUUUUCGCUGGUAUUUUAGGUAUUGCAUCAGUUACUGGAGUCAUCCUUCAUAGAAAAAGUACAUCUGUAAGGACUGAUGAAAAACAGGAAGCUCGUAGAAAGAAACGUCCGCAAAACCUUUCGUUGCUAAGGGAUCCUAUCAUCUGCAUGAUAGUGCUGAGAAAUGGACUUGCCACAUUUGCUCGUCUGGUGCCAUACGUACACAUAAUAAAGUAUUGUGAUGAUCUCGGUAUUCCAGCUAACAAAAGCUCCUUUCUGUAUCUAUUUAUGGGUAUUUUCGCCACCAUCGGACGUCUUGGGGCAGGAUUUUUAUGCAAUUUGAGAUUCAUAAAAGCCCGAUGUCUCCAACAAGUUGGGACAUUUAUUGUCGGGGUGUCGACAAUGCUACUUACCUUGACAACUACUUAUGCUGGACUGAUUGCUUUCGUCAUUAUAUUCAGUGUCGCAGAUGGUAUUUUGAUAACAGCUCUCAUAAUCGAAUGUAUGGAAUCCGUUGAAGAUUCGUUAAGGGCAUCCGCGUUUGGGCUUGUAUUAAUGGUUGCGGGUGGAUUUGCUUUAGGUAGCCCACCCUUAUCAGGGUUUAUGGCAGAUGAGUUUGGUAACUACUUUGCUGCGUUUCUUAUGGCUGGUGGAGUGGCGAUUGUUGCCAGUCUCAUCCCAUUUCUUCUCAUUUGUGUGAAACAAGAACAAAAGAAAAACUUUGAUGAUGACGUUGAAGAGACAGUGCACCCAGGCCAAUUAGAGGGUGUGGAUGACACCGGAUUGGAGUCCAAAGGUGGUUCUCAGGACUCAAUAUCUACGAUUGGUAGAGAUCGUCUGAUAAGGUCUUCCUCAUUCGCUAUAGCCUUGGAUAGUCCGAUCUUUUGAUGAAGAAUAUUUUGCUUCAAGUUUUUUCAUAAAAAGUCUGUCAUAAAUUUGUUUUAUGUUUCCAAAUUACAUUUAGUAUAAAGAGUUAAGUAAUGGUAGUACUGAAACGAAAACGAAACUAAACUGUUUGCAAAGUCUAGGAUUCACUCGUGUUGCAACGCUCACACGACUGCCACACAACGAAAAUGACUUAGAUGGCAUGAUGAUUACAAAGUACUAAACUAGAGAUAAGUUGAGAUAAGAGAGAUCAAAAGAUUGUCUCUGUUGUAAGGCGAUGUGUGCAGCGCUGACCACUAGCACAAGAGUAAUCCAUACAUACGUAUACCUACAUACAUUUAAUUAAUACUUUUGAUACAAAUUUACAUAUUUUCGUACUCUGACAUUUAGCUUUACUACAAACAACGUUUAAUUUCAAUAGAUUAAAAUUCCGGAAAGAAUGCUCUGCUACCGUCGAACCUGUAUUAAGAGGUCACCCAUGGGGAAUGGUGACCGCUUUAUACAGAUUGAACGCUUAAUACAGUUCCACAGAUUGGGGGUAUUUUAAAAAAACAAUUCAAAACGCCACUUUGUGCCAAAAUUGACCACUUAAUCUACAGAAUCUCGCUCAGAAAUACUACUUUCUUUGAUUUUGAGAAAGGAACAUGGAUUCAACAUUACGUGAAAGAUUAUUCUUAGUUAUAUUUGAGUAGUUCCACAGAUGGGAAACAAUAAGAACAGGCCGUUGGGAGGGACCGCUUAAUAAAGGUAACCCCUAGAAAUGAAAAUUAUUGUGGUUAAGGGGAAAAAAAUUCGGGACUUUGACAACUGACCGCUUAUUACAGGGUGACCGCUAAAUACAGAGCCGCGUAAUGCACGUUCGACUGUCUAUUGGUCCUUCCCUCGAAUGACUCACAGGGCCAGCUUUGAAGGUUACAGCUUUGCUGACGUGGUACUUCUACCUUUGUGUCUCUUGAUAUCAACUUCUUCCGCUGAAUGUGUUUGAACUUUUGAAUCGCUGUACUCUAAACUAAACAAAGCAUAUGAAUGAAUUGAAAAAAGUUAUGGAAAAAGAAAACGGGGAGAACAAUAGAACAAAUAUUUCUUUCAGAAACAGUAAUCGAGAGAAAAUGUGAAGCAAUUGUAUUUUAUACUUGAGA
Messenger RNA from Pocillopora verrucosa, 2618 nucleotides. RefSeq names its product monocarboxylate transporter 4-like. Gene Ontology annotation, molecular function: monocarboxylic acid transmembrane transporter activity. NCBI's taxonomy places the organism in Eukaryota, Metazoa, Cnidaria, Anthozoa, Scleractinia, Pocilloporidae. The record is from RefSeq and is a predicted model, not a curated record. Gene Ontology annotation, biological process: transmembrane transport. Gene Ontology annotation, cellular component: membrane.